Limulus polyphemus (Atlantic horseshoe crab) is the source of this 4433-nucleotide messenger RNA. RefSeq names its product next to BRCA1 gene 1 protein-like. Gene Ontology annotation, cellular component: phagophore assembly site. The transcript is spliced from 18 exons. Gene Ontology annotation, molecular function: zinc ion binding; ubiquitin binding. The record is from RefSeq and is a predicted model, not a curated record. Gene Ontology annotation, biological process: macroautophagy. The coding region runs from base 143 to 2881 and encodes 912 amino acids. Lineage: Eukaryota; Metazoa; Arthropoda; Merostomata; Xiphosura; Limulidae.
ACUAUAAAGCAGUCAGUGAGAUCUUUAGAUUGGAAGAUCAGUAAUAAUAUGGUGUAAUAGUAAAAUAUUAUUUAAUUUUGCUAUCAAAUUUACAAGUAUAUGACAACUGAAAAGUUGAAAUACUCCUAACCUGAAACAGAUAAUGAAGAUAUCAGCAGAUUGCAUUGAACAAGAUUGUGGAAGUCAGUCAGAUGAUGGAAAAGAUGAAAAGGCACAGGGGGUGGAAAUUAUUGUUAAGUACUUCCCAGAAAGUACAAAUAGCAGUCAUGUUGCAGCUGUUAUAUUCUCUACCGAGAUGUCUUGGGAGCUAGUCAAAGAAAAUGUCUUGUCCAAAUGUGGCUUGACGAAAAAUGAUGCUGCUGUUUUUUCUUACAUUGAUGAUGAAAUGGAUGAGGUAAUGAUUGACAGUGACCUUGAGUUCCAUGAAGCACUGAGAGUUUCCUCUGUAACUGGAAAUAAGCUACAGCUUUAUGUAAAAGCUAAUUACCCUCAGAGAUGUAACACUCAGAUUAAUUCUUCCUGGUUGAAAGUUUCACCACCACAGGUGUAUCAAGAAACUGAAGCUGAAGAGUUUGUAUUUUUAAAUGAAAAAGACAAUCCUGUUAUGUUGGGGAAAACAACUGAUGACAGUGUGAGUGUUCCUAUUACUGAAAAGGAGGAACAGACACCUGGAAAACUAGAUACAAGCUCUGAACCUCCACCAUGGUUUGUGUCAUACAUGAAUCAGUUUCAAGAAGAGCUGACCUCAAAAAUCACCAAGCAGGUUGUCAGAAAAGUGACAAAGUCACUGGCAGGUGUCAGGCUCAUGACGCAGCCUGAAUGCCAGAAAGAGUCAAACAAAUCUUGUGAAAGUGAUACCAAGCAUAAAGAUUCCCCUGUCCAUGUCGGAAUCAUCUGUGAUAGUUGUAAAAAAGUGGUCCAAGGAAUAAGGUUCAAGUGCUGGAACUGUCCAAAUUACGAUCUGUGUGAAAAAUGUGAAUCACUUCCAAAUAUUCAUGAUGAAGAUCACGUGUUUCUGAAUAUCAAGAAGCCUUGGGAAUUUCUUCAGCUUCCUCAGGAUAGGAACAAGAAAUAUUUUCGUACGAAACAACAGUUGAUUAACCUUGUAUCCAGUGUAAAUAAUUCUGAUCGAUACAAUCUUCACAGAAACCUUGAAUCUGUUGCUAGAGGAGGUGGUCAUAGCAAAAGAGAAAAAAAGGUUUCUAAAAUGAUGAAGAAGCUGGAAAAAUACAGGUUUAUGGAUGCUUAUUUUCUUGAGGAUGAAACUAUACCAGAUGGAACCCACUUGCAACCUGGGACCAAAUUUACAAAACGAUGGAGAGUACAGAAUACUGGAACAAAACCUUGGACUGCUGACACAGUGCUGAAGUACUGUUGGGGAACAAUGGGAUUGGUUCCAUCUGGUACUAAGGUAAGUGUACCCCCAUUGGAAGCAGGAGAGGAAGGAACAUUAGCUGUCCAGUUCACUGCUCCAUUAGAACCAGGACACUAUCAGAGCCAUUGGAGACUCUACCAUCAUGGUCGAGGUUUCGGUCACAGAAUGUGGUGUAAUAUUGAAGUAGACCAGCCAAUUGAUCUGGAACUCCCACAGAAAGAGGCAGAGGAGAAGCAUAAUGACAGCCAUAUUGCAGAAAUUUUAAGCAGUGUGGAGAAGAAGAGGGAAAGUGAACCAGUUAUUAAGCCUGCAGUUGUCUCCCACACAGGCACUCCUAACAAUACACCAUUUGGUACUCACCCUGUUACACCAAACCAAAUUCCUUCAACACCUAUUGAUACACCUCAGUGCAGUCACCCAGGUACACCCAGUCAGACACCUUUGGAUGAAGAAGAUUCAUCCAGCAUCUUAAGCCUUUGUAGUUCUGAGUCUGACACAGAGUUUGUUGUGGUACCCAUGCCUCCAUGCUUUAAUUUAAGCAAGCCUUUCUUGACUUCUGAUAUGUGGACCAGCAGUUUGGCAGAAGCAGAAGAGAAGAGCCAAGUGUCCACAAACAAAACAACCAAUUCCAUACUUCACCCAUCAGAAAGCAAGACAGAGUCUGUAACGAAUGUAGAUGACGAUGUCUCGUAUUUUUUAAUGGAAGAUAUUACCACCUCUUUUAAAACUGGUGUAGAAAAUAAGCAGCAAGAGGAGUUAUUGGGUCAUCGUGUAACCUCUAUGCCUGAUUUUGAUAACCCAGCUUUAAAUAUAAUUGAAAAUCAGGUUUCAGAGAAUAGUAAUUUAUCACAGACAGUUCCAGUUAACAUAACUGUGGAGAGAACCGGUGCUGGUGCUUCUGAAAAUCAGGGCAAAUUAAUGGAAGAUACAGAAGAUAAACAUGAUCGAGAACAACUACCUGAUAAGAUUAGUGUUGCUGAAGCUAAAUCAGAUGUUAAGGUUCUGCCUUUGGGACAGAAUCCCACAAUUUCCUCUACUGAAAAAUCUGUUCAGGUUCUUCCCGAAGCACUUGUCAUGGGAGCUCUGAGUGCUGCAGCUUCCGUUUAUAACACAGCCCGUGCCGUCUUCACUGGAACAAAUCAGUCUGUGGAACAUCUGUGGACACCACCAUCACAAAACUGGCCUACUCAGCCACCAGCCCAGCCUUUAACACCCAUGAUACAGCUGGGUGAGAUGGGUUUCUUUAACCAGGCACUGAACCAGAAACUUCUACAGAAGCACAGUGGAGACUUGAAUGCUGUUAUCUCAGAACUGGUCAGCUUAGAAGAUAAUGAAUGGUUUCAACAUCGCCACAUUCAACAGUCUCAUCCGUCGGCCAGAAGAACGGGGUCAGACAGACGUCCUAGGAGAACUCGUAUAAUAUAUAACUCCCACGUUCAAUCCUUACAGCCGAACCAACAAUCUUCAUUUCAGGAUUCAUUUACUAAUCAGAUCGAUUUUGACUAGAAUAAGGUUGAUAUUGUGUUGUAGGUUGUUCUUUUCUUUUAUCUAUUAUCUCAAAAAUUAUCUUUACUUUCAAGUAAAACUGUAAAGAUAAUAUAUAGCUAAUCAAAGAUUCUUGACGUUUCUAACUGUGUAUUUCUCCGGUGUUUGAGUAUAAUAACCAGUGUAGUUUUAGCUUUGUAAACAAAGUUUAAGUAAGUUUAGGAGCUCAGAAUUGCUCAUUUAAAUUUCUUUAUUGAUAUUUUUAACCAAGUUACCAUGUAUUACAUGAGUUUCAGGGCUAGUGAUUUAGUUAGUAAUUAGCAGUUACUUCUUUUCUUAACUGCAGCUUUAAAUUUUAAAGACCGGUGCACAGAAAUUUGUUUCUUUACUUUUUAGUAUUCCUAGUAAGUAAAAUUAUGUAGGGUGUACUUGGGGAAUAGUUUAAGCAGUAUGUCAGUGUUUGUUUUAAUAUAAAACUCUAUUCAGGUGAUUUUUUUUUGCUUUUGUACAGAGUAAGAUAAAACAAGAAUCUUUUCAGAUAUCGCUUUAGUGAGAAAACGAUUUGGUGAAAUGCAUCACAUUUUAUGUUUGUCUUAAAACCUUUGAAUAUGUAGAUUAUAAACUGGAACUAAUCUUGUUCAAACCUGCAGUUGAUGGGUGUUAGGAAUAGACUUGUAUAGGAUUACAGGGUAGAAUUCAGGACUAGCCAUCUCAUCCAAAUUAUCAAGAAAUAAGGUAGGACGUACCUUUUUAAAUUUGCAGGGUUAUAGUCAAGACUAACCUUAUUCAGAAUUCAGGGCUAGCCAUCUUAUUGAAGUUUAACAGGAAAUAAAGUAGGAUUAACCUUUUAACCUGUUCAAAAUUACAGGGUAGAAUUCAGGACUAGCCAUCUCAUCCAAAUUAUCAAGAAAUAAGGUAGGACUAACCUUUUUAAAUUUGCAGGGUUAUAGUCAAGACUAACCUUAUUCAGAAUUCAGGGCUAGCCAUCUCAUCCAAAUUAUCAAGAAAUAAGGUAGGACUAACCUUUUGACAUUUGCAGGGUUAUAGUCAAGACUAACCUUAUUCAGAAUUCAGGGCUAGUCUCUUAUUGAAGUUUAACAGGAAAUAAAGUAGGAUUAACCUUUUAACCUGUUCAAAAUUACAGGGUAAAUUCAGGAUUAGACAUUUUAUUCAAAUUAACAGGAAAUAGUAGAGAAUUCACUUUUUUUUUUGAACCUGCAAGAUAUGGUCAGGACUAAUCAUGUUAUUCAAUUUAUCAAGGAGUAAAUCAGAAUUUGCGAUUGGACUAGUUUUAAUCGUACAUCUUUGAAGUUGUAAAUGUCUUCAAUUUAUGAAUUUAGAAAUUAUAAUACAUAAACUUUUGAUUAAUUCCUGGCUUAGCUUUUGCAAUGGCUAAUCUAAAUAAUGCUACGUGAGUCCAUUGAGUGCGCCCCAGUCUUCGUCUUCAACAAACGACUGUAUGUACGUGCACGGAGGACUCCUUGUGGUCUGUAUGCUGGUACGUAAUGGAAGUAAUUUAGCUAAAAUCAUUGAUAAUUACCCAUUUAAAACAGACCUAAGUCAGUUAAUUAAA